AGCUUAUGCACGCCGACAACGACCGAAUCACACAUCAACGAAAAAUUCUCCCUCUGCGGUUUCUUUCGAUUUCUGUUUCUCGUUCUCGGCUGAAUUGCUUCGCCUAGCGCGAAUAAAAUUUUGUCAUUUCUCCUGCGACUUUAUCGGUUACGUAGCGAUCAUCAUGGCAGGCAACCCUCUCUUUGAGGCGAGCAAGCUGCAGUUCCACGCACCUGAGUUCGACAAGAUCAAAGCCCAGCACUUCGCCCCUGCGUUCGAUGCGGGCAUGGCGGAGUAGCUGGCGGAGCUGAAGGCCGUUAAGGAGUGCACCGAGGAGCCGACGUUUGAGAACACUGUGCAGGCUCUGGAACUCUCUGGGCGGCUCUUCACGCGCGCCACGACGAUCUUCUUCAACUUAUGCUCCGCCAACACGUCGCCUGCGAUGCAGAAGCUCGAACAGGAGUACGCGCCGCAGUGUGCGGCGCACCGGGACGCCAUUUUCCUUGACCGCAGUCUGUAUGAGCGCCUCCGCGCGGUGUCCACCAAGCGGGAGCAGCUCGAGGAGGCCGAGGAUCGACGUCUUGUGGAGGUGCUGGCGCAGAAAUUUACGAUUGCGGGUGCUGCCCUCUCGGAAGAGAAGAAGACCGCCUUGCGUGACAUCAACGCACGCCUCGCAACACUAGAGACGAUCUUCGGUCGGAAGCUGCUUGGCACCAACCUUGCCGGCUCGUUGAUUGUUGACACAGAGGCAGAAUUGGACGGCCUCAGUGCAGAGCAGCUGAUGGUGGCGAGACGCUUUGCUGCGUCGCUGGGCCGUUGCGACGAGUUUGCUCUGAAGUUGCUCAACACAACUCAGCAGCCGCUGUUCGCGUCGCUAAAGACACGCGAGACGCGCCGCCGCCUGUACGAAGCCAGCGUGAAUCGUGCCAGCCGCAAGGACGACAACGACACCCGCUCCACCAUUGAAGAAAUUCUGCUCCUGCGGCUGCGGAAGGCGCAUCUAUUGGGCAAAGCGUGCUUUGCGGACUGGAAGCUGCAGGACCAGAUGGCAGAGCGGGAGACGGCAGAGAAGCUGCUGUUGGACCUGACGCCGCCUGCGAUGGCCGCCGUGGAGCGCGACGCGCACGAGAUACAGGAGCUCAUCAAGGCACGAGGCAACGACUUCGUGGUGGAGCCAUGGGACUGGGCCUUCUACGCGGAGCAGGUCCGCAAGCGAAAGCACGACCUGGACGAGGCGGAGCUCAUGCCACACUUUGAGCUGCAGACGGUUCUCGAGAAGGGUGUCUUCUUUGCGGCGAACCAGCUCUACGGGAUUACAAUGGUGCGACGUACCGACCUACCCGUGUACGAUCCCGACACGCUCUGCUACGAGGCCUUCGACGCCGACGACACGUCACUGGCGCUCUUCUACCUAGACCCGUAUGAGCGACCCAACAAGAAGGGCGGGGCGUGGAUGACGUGUUAUGUCCUUCAGUCAAAGCUGCUACAGCAGCGGCCGGUUGUGUUCAACGUGUUGAACGUGCCCAAGCCCGAUCCCGGCAAGCCGACGCUCCUUUCGCAGCGCAACAUCAUUACCCUCUUCCACGAGUUUGGCCACGGUCUGCACGGCAUGCUGAGCGACAAAAAGUUCGCCUCGCUGGCCUGCACCAACGUCCCACGCGACUACGUGGAGUUGCCGUCGCAGGUGAAUGAGAAGUGGGCGCACUACGGCGACGUGUUGAAGCACUACGCUAUCCACUACGAGACGAAGGAGCCGAUACCGCAAUCGCUGAUUCACAAGAUGCAAGCCGCCGAAAAGUUUGGUGGCGGCUUCCAGACGCUGGAGAACAUCAAAGCCUCUGCCGUGGAUCUCUAUUUGCACUCCAUCACCGACGAGAAGGACUUCCGGCCAAUUCCAGAGAUGGAGAGGGCGGCGAUGGAGCACUUCCAAAUGGGCAUGCCGGCCGUGCCACCACGCUACUUCACGCCCUACUUCGCUCACACCUUCCAGUGGGGCUACUCCGCCGGGUUUUAUGCGUACACAUGGGCGAAGUUGCUAGACUGCGAUGCGUUUGAGUGGUUCCGCGAGCACGGCGGCCUCGCCCGCGCCAACGGCGACCACUUCCGCAAAUGCGUCUUAUCGGUUGGCAACACGAUUGAUUUGAAUCAAGCAUACUUCAACUUUGCGGGACGCAAGCCAGGCGUUGGUCCUCUGCUGCGCAGCCGUGGCCUUUAG
Leptomonas pyrrhocoris is the source of this 2194-nucleotide messenger RNA. Its product is annotated as putative mitochondrial peptidyl-dipeptidase. The record is from RefSeq and is a predicted model, not a curated record. Bases 422 to 2194 code for a protein of 590 amino acids. NCBI's taxonomy places the organism in Eukaryota, Euglenozoa, Kinetoplastea, Trypanosomatida, Trypanosomatidae. Gene Ontology annotation, biological process: proteolysis. Gene Ontology annotation, molecular function: metalloendopeptidase activity. The transcript has a single exon.